AUGUUUGAGACAAUAAGACGAACAUUUGCUAGCAGCAAUACUAGUCAACGAAUGAAAAGCAAAUCUGCACAUUCAAUAGUAGGAACAACAACAGCAGCAGAUAGUAAUGAAGAAACAGAUUCAUCAUUAAGUGAUGAUUUUAAAAGUAUUCAAAAUUCUAUUAUUUCUAUUAAUAGACCAUCAUCAAUAGUUCUUAAAAGUUUUGCUCCAAAUCCAUCUCCAUUACCAUCAACACCAAGUGUCCCUGAUGAAGAUGCUCCAUGGCUUCAUGAAAAUAUAACUAGAGAAGCUGUAGAAGAUGCAUUAUCAUGUCGUUCAAUUGGCAGUUUUCUUGUUCGACGACCAACAUCUGUAACAUCAACAAAUACCUAUGUUCUCUCAGUUCGUGUACCAAAAUAUAUGAAACGAUCAUGUGUUGUUCAUUAUUUAAUUGAUCAAGAUAAUACUGGUUAUCGUUUACGAGGAACAAAAAAAGUUUUUUCAACAUUAAAUUCAUUUAUUGUACAUCAUUCAAUUGUUGCAGAAAAUUUACCUGUUGUUCUCAAUUUACGAGCUUAUACAUCAUUACAUACAAUAGAAGAUGAUGAUUUUAAUGGUAAAGUAACACAUAAUGAAUAUGUAAUAUAA
Rotaria sp. Silwood2 is the source of this 627-nucleotide messenger RNA. The record is from the annotation of a GenBank genome assembly. Lineage: Eukaryota; Metazoa; Rotifera; Eurotatoria; Philodinida; Philodinidae.